AUGGGAGCCCUGCCACGCAGGAGGCGGGGGGAGGCGGGGGUUCCGCCGGAGGGCCGACCCCCGCAACACCGGCUGCUGGGCCCCGGCCCGACCCAGCUGCGCAGGAGCCUGCCUCCGCCAGAAGCGGCUCUCGCACCCCAACACAUGCGGGGCGCUACUCGGGAGGUAACCGGGGAACGGGGCAGCCCUGCCCGCGCGCGGGUGCUGCCUGCAACGACCGCGGCCCCGGCCCGGCCCCGGCACAGCCCCCCCUCGGGGCAGGGGGCGCCCGGGCCAGCGCCGGGAGGGGCGGGAGGGCCGCGGCGCCGCCCAUCGGGACCGCGGAGCGGCUCUGCGGCCCCGCCCCCCGCGCCGCCGCCGGUCGGUUCCAGAGUGAACGGCCCCGGGGUAGGGGGCAGGGGUCGCCGGGAAGGUGGGCCCGUACCCUUCCUCGGCGCCUGCGAGGGCCGGCGGCGCCCGGCGCUGGGGACAGAAGGGAAGGGCGGCUGCUCGGCGCCGCAACCCGCGCUCCCGGCCCGUUACCUGCGCGGCGCCCGCCCGCCUGCCUCGCCUCCCCCGGCCGCGGCGGAGCGGGGACGCGAGCGCGCCGGAAACAGACACGGCGCGCGGGGGGAAGGGCGCCGCGGGCUCACCUGCGCCCCCGCCGCCCCCCGCCUCCUCAGAGCCGCCGCUGGCCGGCACCAACUCCCGCAGUCGGCCGGGGGGAGGUGCGGGGCUGCCUGGCGGUGGCGGCGGCCGCCCUCUCCUUGCAGGCCCCCACGGCGGCUCAGAGGAGCCAGCUGCCCGUCUCCCGGCUGGGCCGCGGCGCCUCGGAGAGGCACCUCUUUAUCCGCGUCCCCCCCGCACGCGCCCUCAUGGUCUCGUCCGCCGCUGCCCCGCGGGCGGGCGGGGGAGGAGAGGAGCAGCUCAGGGACAGCGACGCGGGGGGGUGGUCCCCUCCGCCGUGCGCCCCCGGCCGGCGGUUGCGCCGCUCCGCGGCCUGAGCGAGGCCGGGAAGGGCUCUCACCUGCUCGCCGAGGUGAGGCUGCGGGUGUUGGCCAGGGCUUCGGGAGGGGCGAGACGGACACCAGCGGGGGAGCGAGGGGGAGGUGCGCGGCGGGAGGGCAACGGUGGGGCGCAGGCGUGGGCUCACCUGCGGGGCCGCCCGCGGCGGGAAGCGCCCGGCGCGCCCGGGAAAGCGGAGCCGCGUUGGCUAAUGGGCGCCGGGCUGCCGGCAGCCCUGACAGAAAUUACCUGUCGCCGACCGUCGCCAGCAGCCCUGCAGGUGCUGAGCGAAGCUGCCCGGCUGCGGGACAGCCCCGACCGUUGCUCCCAUCGCGGCAGGCUCGAGGUCAUCCCGCGCCUUCUCCGCGCCCCCUCGAACGCGGGCGCUCCCGCCGGCCGCACCGCACCGGCCCGGCCCGCCGCCUCCUGGCCUCGGGCUGCCCGGUGCUCCGAGGGCGGCAGGGUGCCCUGGCGCCUGGCCCUGCGGCCCCCAGCCCCAUGAGGUCAUAG
Messenger RNA from Falco peregrinus (peregrine falcon), 1494 nucleotides. RefSeq names its product translation initiation factor IF-2-like. Lineage: Eukaryota; Metazoa; Chordata; Aves; Falconiformes; Falconidae. Bases 1 to 1494 code for a protein of 497 amino acids. The transcript has a single exon. The record is from RefSeq and is a predicted model, not a curated record.